Molecule: messenger RNA, 1536 nt
Organism: Aspergillus caelatus
Lineage: Eukaryota; Fungi; Ascomycota; Eurotiomycetes; Eurotiales; Aspergillaceae
Exons: 2
Coding region: 48-1253 (401 amino acids)
Biological process (GO): protein demethylation; regulation of transcription by RNA polymerase II
Molecular function (GO): histone demethylase activity; transcription coregulator activity
Source: RefSeq, a predicted model, not a curated record
UAGCUUCAAGCAAGCGAAAGCGACAGAAGACACGCAAACUUGAAGAAAUGUUGGUUCCUGGUUGGGGGACUUAUGAUCUUAAUUUCAACACCUCUAAUAAUCCAGGCGCCAAAUCUUUGCGUUCAUUUAUCCAGAAACUUGAUCAAUCUGCAAGAUGGGCUAAUACCCGAUCUCAAAACACAGAAAACCUUAGAGCCCAGUUUCAACGGGGUAGUCUCGACUUGAUCACUGCUCUCUAUCACGAUCCAUCAUUAGUGGCGGAAGACGUUAUCACUAUCGACAAGAGUGAAAACUUAACAAGGCAUCUCAAACUGCAAUUUUCCCGUCCACUUCUUUUUCAGUCAACUGCUUCUCGUUCCAUCAGUCAUCCAGAAGUAUCAUGGAGUACAUUUUGGACGUUUAUGCGGAAGAACCGUCAGAAGUUCGUUGACGUGUAUGAUUACUCGAUUGACAAGGAAGUCGAACGCACCGAGAGGCGAUUGACCGAAGAUGUUAUCAAGCACUGGGAAAAGGAUUCGCGAACGGCAUUGAAUUGUCUUGACAUUGAGAACAGAAUACGCCAAUGUUGCCCAACCCCUAUCAUGGACUCUGACUUAAUUCAGCGGAUUGCACGAGACGGCCAGACUACUAUCGGAAAAGCUGACUCUACCUGGGUCAACCCACAUAAGGAGUUUCUUCUUCUGAGUACAAAAGAUUGUAUAUCUCCAAUCCAUGUUGACAUUGGUGCAGCACUCACGUGGUUGUAUGUCAUUCAUGGCCGCAAGAUUGUCUAUUUCCCUUACACAAUCAAUCUCAAUGCGGUUCGCUUACUGGCACGACUUGGGUCGGAACAAUUCAAGGGAUACGACGGCGGCUGGAUUCGAGUGGAGUUAAGACCAGGUGAUCUAUUUAUCAUGCCCCCAUCAUGUCCACACGCUGUCUUCACGCCAGAUGAUUCUUUAGUUGUCGGUGGCCACUUCUAUACCUCGGCUCACUUACCCUCGACACUGGAAGGGCUCAGAUUUCUUGAGGGGCGGCAAAAGAUUUCUAAUGAAUCAUUGAAGGAUGAUCACUAUGAGACGCUCGCGCAGAUCCUUAAUUCAUACGACAAAGUUGCGACACCGGAGGAGGUCAAGCGUGCCUGGGCAACUUGCCAUCUGUUCCUUGAUUCGCCAACAAAAGCCAAGCUACCGACAGCCCGUACCGAGUUUAUAACUGCUCUAAAGAGUUUUAAUCAGAGGGCACGUGAAAGCUUCUCACAAGAACCAGAGUAGUCGGAUAAAAAUAAUAUAUUUGCGGACAAUACUUGGCUCAUAAGUUACAGUCUACAGUGACUGCCAUGGGGCUUCCUAGGUCUGAAAACAAUCAUGUGGCCUGGUAUGACACCAGGAAUCUCGCCUGUCUGCACCUGAACCAGUAUGCGAAGCACCGGAUAGCCUGCUUGUAAGCCCACUCUCAUUCAAGCCAAAGGACGAAGCGAUCAUUGAAAACAAUUUAAUGGGUUGCAAAAGAAGACCGCUUAUAGCAUGUAGCUAGUUCAUAUAUGAUCAAAGAUAA